AUGACCUACCGCGCUGCUGUCUUCACCAAGGAUAAAACCUGCGAGAUUGUACAGAAGCAGAGCCAACCUCUGAAGCAUGGCCAGGCUCGUGUCAAGACUACCUGCUGCGGUGUCUGCCAUACCGACCUGCACGUUCGUGACCAGGAGUUCGGCAACUCUGUUGGCCGUGUUGGCGGCCACGAGGGUGUUGGCAUUGUUACUGAAAUUUCCCCCGAUGUCAAGUCGCUCAAGGUUGGCGACCGCGUGUCGAUCGCCUGGCUGUUCUCUGCUUGCGGCGCCUGCGAGCAAUGCAUUGCUGGCCGUGAGGCUAUGUGCUCCAACCAGACCAACCCUGGCUUGUCUGCCGAUGGUGCAUUUGCCGAGGAAGUUGUCGUCGCUGCCGACUACGCUGUCAAAGUCCCUGAGGGUCUUGACGACGGCGCUGCCAGCUCUGUUACCUGCGCUGGUGUUACUGUCUACAAGGCUAUCAAGGAAGCCCACAUCAUUCCCGGUCAAGUGAUUGCUUUGUGGGGUCUUGGUGGUCUUGGAAGCUUGGCUGUUCAGAUCGCCAAAUCCUACAACUGCAAGAUCAUCGCCCUCGAUGUCAACGACCGCCAGCUUGAGUUUGCCAAGGCCAACGGCGCUGACCAUGUCAUCAACUCCCGGGACGGUGUUGCCGCUGCCAAGGAAAUUCAGGACAAGUUCGGUGGUGCUCACGCCUGCGUUAUCACUGCCACUGCAGUUCCUGCCUUCGAGGCUGCCCUGAACUCCGUGCGUCCUUUCGGUCGUGUCGUUGCCGUUGGUCUGCCCAGCAAGCUUAUGCAGCUUUCUAUCCCUAACUUGGUUCUCAAGGGUAUCCAGUUGGUUGGUUCAAUCGUCGGAACCCGUAACGAUCUUGCUGAGGCAUUCCAGCUCGCCAAGGCUGGCUUCAUCAACCCCACCACUGCCCCCCGUAAGCUCGAGGACAUUGACGAGAUCAUGGAGGAGAUGCAGAAGGGUACCAUCACAGGCCGUAUGGUUGUCUACUUUUAA
This is a messenger RNA of Wickerhamiella sorbophila, 1011 nucleotides long. Its product is annotated as Alcohol dehydrogenase 1. NCBI's taxonomy places the organism in Eukaryota, Fungi, Ascomycota, Dipodascomycetes, Dipodascales, Trichomonascaceae. The record is from RefSeq and is a predicted model, not a curated record. The coding region runs from base 1 to 1011 and encodes 336 amino acids. Gene Ontology annotation, molecular function: oxidoreductase activity. The transcript has a single exon.